UGCAGGCUGUGGAGAGAAACUUCCUAUUAGUUUACGGUCUAGUCGACGAACACAGCGGUAAACUGAACACACGCUGGCUAGCCAUCUUCGCACGCUAAUAAGACUAUGCGUGUGGUGUCGUUAGGUUAAACUACCCAUUACUUGUACAACCUGUGCUAUCCAACUUAUCACAAAUAAUAUAAAAUUUUCUUUCUGCGGGGCAUGGUUAGCACACAGCCGUUUAGCUAAGUUAGCAGCUAGCAAAUGUGUUUUAUCACAAGGCCUCUGCCACAUGCUCGCUUGAGCAGAUUACAUUUUAACAUUUUAUGGGACUUUUCUGGUUUCAAACGUUCAAACAAAAUUAUUUAGAAGAAACUCCCACAGUAGCGUGAUGACAUUAGAAUGUCAAAGAGACAUUUUUAAAUAGUCUUCUAAAGAGUUUUAGUAAAGACGUUGUGGACAAACUAUGUACCCACCCGGCCGAUAGCUGUGCCUCAACGAAAAGAGGUUGCGCGAGGCGGAAGGGAAACUACAUCACAUCCUCUUCUAUUGUGACCUCCGUGAACUUUACUGCCACCUGCUGUUGAGAAACUGAAAAUAUGUGUUUAUACAUGUUCAUUUUGAUGAACUCGUUUGGCACUGCCUUGUUACUUGGUGUUUUGAAACACAUGGAUGUCUUUUUACUUUUUAUGGAAAUGCGUUGGAUAUGUCAAUUCGUCAUGAUUUAUAUGACGAUUGGAACUCGUUAAUAACCCUUGAGCAUUAGCUUUAUAUGCAGCAAAAUGUUGGUUGUCCCCACCACAUCUCACUCCAAGUUUUUUUGAAAAGUUGGCAGCCCUGAUAAAGUCUAAAAUGUACUAUUUUUUUCAGGGAUCAUAGUACAAUUUAGAUAGCUGCAUGAUUGCCAUAUGUUUACUAAGUCAUUACUCUGUAGUCAUUGCUGGUCAACAACAUGCAAUGUGAGAUAAUGUGGGUUAUAUAUUGUAAGGUUAUCCACGGAAAUAGUAAAUUAUGCAUGAUGGACACUUGACACCUGGAAGGAAGCCCACUCCAACUAUUCAGGCUUCGCAUACCAUGGAAUGGGUAAAUAACUUUAAUUUCCUUCCUAGCAAAUUUAGCUGGCUAGUAACUUCUUUCUUCAUGACCACAUACAAUUAAACUUGCAUGGAUAAUAUCAAAAUACUUUUACUUAGUCUUAAAAUUGUCUAUGUCUGUCUAACUUCUGUUAUGUGAAAGUCAAUUUGGGGGUGAUAUUGAUUUAUCAGGGGCUAUAAUAGAAUAUUGACUUUCUUUUCAAAUAGAGGAUUAUGACGUCAUUGUUAUUCACAGUCCAUCAAUGUUUCCAUGGUGUGGCACAACAGUGCAUUCUUUUUCCAAGGAGAUGGAUGAACAUGACAGGAGAGUAACAUUCGUGUAAGCUAAGACAGCCAAGAUCUAUGUGGUGUUAUUCUUAAAAGUGAUAUUCAAUGGCUACUGCUGUAAGUUCCCUGAUCCAGGCUCCCCUGACGGGUAAGGACUUCCACAAGUCCUCACACAUUCCCUUUAAAGACUAUGGCAACUAUGGACCACACCCAACAUUCAAGACAACCGUUCAGGAGGACUUCCAUUCCUUUGCCACACUUCCCAAGAGAUGUGCAAUACCGCGUCCCCCCCCAGCCCAGGUUGAACACAAGGACUUGGCACAGAUCAGGGAGUAUGUAACCGAGGCAGUCGCUUCCUAUCCACACUACCCUCGGAGAGCUCUGAGUCGCACCCUUGCUUGGGCGAAGCUCUGCACCAACUUUAAGAUGCACUCGGACCCCAAGCAAGUGAAUUACCUGACCACCCAGGCAGAUGGCUUCAAGCCCCAGUUGUCAACGACCCUCAUGAGAAUUACUCGGCCAGUCAUGACCAUGACAAAGACCCAACUCAAGGAGAAGCUUCCGGACACCACGCAUAAAGCCACCUUUCCCCCACACAAUGUUUCAGCCAUUGUCAAAGCCCCAGUUAAACAUCUAGGGGGAGAGCCCACUAUCAAAGGAGAUCUGAGUGUUCACCAUUUUAACACUCAUCACAAUGAGGAAUUCCAAGGAAAGUGGUAUAAUCCACCUCAACCUGUAGAGAAGCCCAUUUCUUCCUCAGUUGCCAUGGGAGAUCCAAAAAAGACAUUUAUGAGAGAAACGACUCACGACGAGUCCUUCAAACACCCUGGUGUUCCUAGCCCAGUGAGCAUAACAAAACGUCUUCAAAUCAAUCUUGGGGAUUACUCUGAGAACACAUGGACAUCUACAAUGUCGGAUGCAUUUCAAAGUGCAAAGUCAGACCUCUUUUGCUUGAUGCAGGGGAACAAGAACCAGAGCUCUUUUCCCAGGGGAGACACUGAUGUGGGACGGAAUCGUGAGAGUAUGACGGCCACCACUAAUGGCUUCUUUUUCACUGAGCACAACCAUAGAGAACGAAUACCCCAUGUCAGUGGGGCCAACUUGAGGACCAAAAGCAACAUAGAACUGGGAAGACCCAGUCUGGGACGCCUGUUCUACACCACAACGACCCAUGAUCACUACCCCAGAAGGGGCCUUAACCGGGUCAGACCACACACACACCCUUCUGGCCAAGUGUUGGCUCGCCAUGAGCCUGGGCCAGCCUUGACAACCGUUCAGAGGGACUUCCUCCCACAAAACGGCAGGAGACAGGAGCUUGACCCAAGACAACUUCAGCAGAUCAAAGAGAGCCACAUCAUUGCACCCUACAAUCAACAACACUUCAGUACGACCCAUAAAGAGGAGUUUGGGCCCAAAUCUCGCUCCAAAACUUGCCUAGACAACCAUCCAAGACACAGCUCUUUGUAAUGAUUUGUCAGAACUACCUUAGAGACUUGUUUUUAUUUGGAUGAAGAUUUUAUCAUAGAGUAGAAAGGCAAAAAAACAAUACAUAAAUCCUAUAAUCCAUGCAGUGUUUUGUUUAUUUUCUAUGGGUACUUUUGAGCAUUUUAAAAUACUUAAGUUGCAUUUUACUUGCUCAAUACAUGGCAUGUUGUGAUGCUCUUUAUUUGUUCCUGGAAGUAACUGGAUGUAUUUCAAGUAUUUAUAAAUACAUUGAACCCAUAUGAAUUGACUUGAUUCUGUGCUUUACAAGUUUUUAUAAAGGCUGUGAAAGGCUUUAUAUUUUUUAUAGAAAAAUGUUCUGUGUUUGUAGUAUAAACUAGAUAAAUUGGGUUCGAGUCUGUUUAGUCAUUACAAGUUUAGAUUUAGGAUGUUGACUUCAGUGUGGUUAAUAAUAAGCUGUGCUAAAAAGAUAAUCUAGAAAUAACAACAUAACCUUGAACUUGUGUGGCAAACUUCUUUUACUGUGGAAAUCGGGAGCUAGAAAGCAGACACAAACAACAUGAGGUCACCAACCUGGAUGUUCCAAUGUUCUGUGAUUGUGAGGUGAAAUGUGCGCUCGUCCAAAUUCAGGAAUUCCUCAGUUAGUUUAUUCAGUAGGCUAAUUAACCAUUUAUUUACAUCAGUACUUUAUUUUUAACUACACAAAUAUGGAUUAUGUCACAUCGAUAUGCUCAACAUUUGGAAUGUUAUCCAUUUGACUAUAAUCUCGAAUUCAUUCGAUGCACAUUGCAUGCUUCAGAAAAAUAAAGGUUUAAUAAAUUGA
Messenger RNA from Osmerus eperlanus (European smelt), 3606 nucleotides. Its product is annotated as stabilizer of axonemal microtubules 5. Lineage: Eukaryota; Metazoa; Chordata; Actinopteri; Osmeriformes; Osmeridae. The transcript has 8 exons. The record is from RefSeq and is a predicted model, not a curated record. Bases 1446 to 2807 code for a protein of 453 amino acids.